AUGAAAAGAAUGGAUAUCUUCUGUGCUUCACAAGCAUCAACAGCAAUAUGUCUUAGCAUGGAACAAGCUUCAUGUUCCUCUUCCAAUGCCAUUCAACUAGGAGGAAGAGUCUUCGAUCGCCACAAUCCUAUUAUCAAUGAUUCAAGAAGAAGCACUUCCAAAACUGUCACUGCUCCAUGUUCUUCUUCUCAGCCACCCAUUGACCCCAAGAAGAAAAGUUCUUUUUCUUCCUCAAAGUCAAAUAAUAGAACUAAAGUUUAUGAGCAGAAGAAGAAAAAAAGUACAGAAGAAAAUGUCAAUAACAGUUCUAAGCCAAUUGAUUCCAUUCUGAAAAAGAGAUUCGUUAAGUUACCUGCUGAUUCAAAUUCCAUCACUCCACAUGGUUCAACUAGAUCUUUGCUCAGUGACAAAGCUAAUUUAGACCAGGUUGUAGUACUGAGGGUUUCUUUGCAUUGCAAAGCCUGUGAAGGGAAGCUAAGAAAACACAUCUCUAAAAUGCAAGGAGUUAGUUCAUUCAACAUAGAUUUUGCUGCAAAGAAGGUGACAGUAGUUGGGAAUGUGACUCCAUUGAGUGUGUUGGAAAGCAUAUCAAAGGUGAAGAAUGCACAAUUUUGGCCAACAAUUGGAUCUGAAAUCAAUGAAGCAAAAUACAUCUAUUAA
Molecule: messenger RNA, 660 nt
Organism: Vicia faba (fava bean)
Lineage: Eukaryota; Viridiplantae; Streptophyta; Magnoliopsida; Fabales; Fabaceae
Source: the annotation of a GenBank genome assembly